Molecule: messenger RNA, 2565 nt
Organism: Guillardia theta CCMP2712
Lineage: Eukaryota; Cryptophyceae; Pyrenomonadales; Geminigeraceae
Exons: 19
Coding region: 1-2565 (854 amino acids)
Source: RefSeq, a predicted model, not a curated record
AUGAAGGAGGCCGUGUCUCAACAACAUCCGGUCAUUGAGUAUCAGGGACAGAGGCUGCGAGUGUUGAAGAAAGACAAGUUCCUCGGACCUUAUGGGUGGAAUGUGAGCAAGCUCAUUGAUGUCAGUACGAAUGAUAUUGCCUGGGAUUUCCGUUCGGAUGAGAGGAGCAGGUUGGAUCAAGUGCUGCGGGAGGGUGUGUUUGUGCAGGAGAGUGAAGAGCGAGCUACUGUACAAGAUCAGAAGAACGUCCCCAGUGAACAGCGAGCCAAUGCAGAAGAUGAGAAGAAUGAGCUGAGAGAACAGCCAGAAAAUGAAGAGCUUACGAAGAAUGGGCUCAAGGCCGUUCAGGCUGCCGAUGGAUCAGAGGACACAUCCAAGGUGUGGAGCAUCAAAGUGCACCAAGACGGUACGCUGGAAAGGGACGGUUCGGUCGGGGACCGCGUUGCAUGGGCCAUCGAGCACCAGGGGAGGAGAGUAGCAUGUAAGAACGCUCACGCGUGCCUGACGUACAAAUACUCUUCAUCGGUCGAGUUCAAAGCUUUCCUGGUCGACAUGCAAACAUACAGUCGUUGUGUGUCGAAUGAGGUCCAGUUCCUCCCUCCUUCAUCCUCAGCCAGCGGCUUCGUUGAGAUGUCGAGCGAGAGCUUGGAUCGGAGUGUAGACCGAAGUGACUUCCACAUCGUUCCCAAAGAUGCUGCUGUUGCCCCUAAGUCAUAUGCUGAGGGACCGCAAGUAGUCAGCUCAGCUGAAGUUGAAGCCCUGUUUCCCGGCACAUUGCACAAGAUGAUGAAGGAGACUAUCUUGGACAAGAUUGAAGCUGGAGAACUGUGUCAUGGUGAUGCGAAGACAGGGCAUCGGGGAGUGUUCGAAGAUGUUGCAACUUCUAUCAAGCAUGUCUUGAAUGAGAGUGCACAAAAGUGUGCUGUCUCAGAACAAUCUCGAUUGAUCGCCCACGCAAUACAUGAUGAAAUUGUAAAGGUUUACGACGCUUUGUUGAGACAGAGCAAUGAUGGCAAAGUGUCGUUUAUGCAAGAGCGCAUCAAAGAGCUCGAUGCUGAAGUUCAAUGUUUGAUGGAGGCGAGCAAAGAUUACGAGAAGAGAUACAAACUUGCAGAACAAGACUUGGAGUUCGCCAAGGAGAGGGAAAAAGUUCUUGCCGAGCGAGAGAGCGAUCUCAAGGCUUGUCUGUCGGGGCUGAAACUCCAGCUGGAAGGGCUGGAAGAAGAGAAGAGGAUGUACCUCGUGGAAAAGAAACAUCUCACGGGCAGCUACCAGAGUCUGUUACAGGAGGUGCACGAUGUUGAGGCGGAGCUGAGACCCUCCCUGCUUUCGCUCAGCACUGACUUUGCAACGAUGUCGGGGCUGUUGAUGGAAGCAAGGGCUAACAAGGAUCGAUUUGCCUUGAAGGUGGAAGAGUUGGAAGAGCAGCUUGAAGCUGCCAAAAGUGACAACGAGAGUUUGGAAUCGCGUGUGAUUGACCUAGAAGAAGAAGUUCGAGAACUAAGCUCGCAAUCGGUGCUGAAUGGAAACAACUUGAAAGUGGCCUCGAACAGGUUGUCAAUGUUGCAGUGGGAGCAGCGGCAUGUCAAGACAGCCCUGAAGGACGUCUGUGAUGAGUUGAAGGAGACAAUCUGUCUGCUGGCGGAUACACAGACUGUCCAGCCUUGUCAGUUCGCCGACACGAGCUCGACGUCGUCAUGGGCUGAAUCUCUACAAUCCGUUGAAAAGCUGCAGAGGGACAUCGAAAGCGUUGAAGAGAAGCUGAGCAUCGGGAUGGAGAUGGUGAAACACAAGCAGACAAGUUUGCAUAUCCUCGAGCAAACAAGCAGGUAUCACGAGCGGCAGAAACGUGCUCUGCUCGAACAAGUCUGCAGAUCUCUCGAGACAUUGUGCAAUGAGCUUCAGACGGUGAGCGCGGAGGCGACAUGUACCACGAUCGAGCUUGGAGAACAACUCGAUCAGUUGUCAAGUCUGCAAACUCACAACAACGAGCAUCUAGAGCAGACAUCUUCAGCGGAGUCAGCAUCUGAAAGCCUGGCAUCAAUAACAAGCCGACACAACCGACAUGUUGAAACUUUGAUGUGCACUCAUGAAAACACAAUAAGCGCGCUGAGGACAGGAUUCGAGUCGCAAAUCUCGGCGCUGGAACAACGGAUCUCUUUCCUCGAGAGCAUCGCACAAGACAAACAAGAUGAAGUGAACGAGCUGGAGGAGGCUCUUGUUGAGCUCGAACAAGAGAAAGACAUGGAGAUCAGCAGGAUCAGACAUGAAAGUGAACUAGCGAUCGUCGAGAUGCAGGCCAAGUUGAAUGCUCAGGAUGCCAUGGUAUCCAUGUUGAAGGAUGUUGACUCGAGUCACCGGCGGUCUAUGAGCGAGAUGGAGUUCAAGACCCAAGAACGAGUCGACAGCGCCAUCGAGAGCCGAGAGAUCGCCAGGCUGAGAACGGAGCUGGAGGAACUGCAGAGGCUGUCGCAAGUGAGGAUACAAGCGAAAUCUGAGAGGGUGAGGGAGUUGGAAGCUGCUCUCCUGCGGAAGGCAGAUAGUCUGAAGAGUCUGCGGACGUGA